This is a messenger RNA of Pseudopodoces humilis (Tibetan ground-tit), 816 nucleotides long. The record is from RefSeq and is a predicted model, not a curated record. Lineage: Eukaryota; Metazoa; Chordata; Aves; Passeriformes; Paridae.
CUCCUUUCUUUCUCAUCACGGUGAAGAAAUAGAACGACAGCACCCCGUUCUUCUCUCGAAAGGUUUCCUGGUGCCCCUGCACAGCCCUCGCCUCCCCGCUGCGCUCUGCCCUGCGCUGAGCCCGCACAGCCACAGCUGCACGUCCUGACUGCUCGCUGCUGACAUGGCACAGGACAGGGGCCACCCCAAGCCUGGGGACCUGAUCGAGAUCUUCAGGCCAAUGUACCAGCACUGGGCCAUCUACGUGGGGGAUGGAUAUGUCAUCAACGUGACACCUGUAGAUGAAGGAGCCCCAUCCCUGUCAGUGAGCACCACAUCAAUAUUCACCAGAAAGGCUAAGGUGAAGAAGCAGCUCCUGAAGGAAGUGGUGGGAAAUAAUAAAUGGCGUGUCAACAACAAACACGACUGCUCCCGCACUCCUCGCCCCGUGGAGGAAAUCAUCCGACGUGCUGAGGAAUGGAUUGACAGGGAGGUGCCGUAUGAUGUGCUUGGCAGCAACUGUGAGCACUUUGUGACAGAGCUCCGCUAUGGAGAGAGAGUCUCUGAUCAAGUCGAAGAAGCCAAAGAAGCCGCUAAGGACGGUGCUGCAGCAGCAGCAGUAACUCUUCUUACCGGUGCUGCUGCUGCUGCUGCGGUGGCAUUGUUGAAGAGAUAGUACUGCUGAUGAGCUGUCAGGAAGAGCUCAGAGAGGGCAAGGAGAGCCCCCAACAACAGCGUUCACUGAUCAGCUUUUGCUACACGUGCCAUCAAGGCUGACCAGGAACAGUGUACCCUUGGUGCUAAGGUGAAAUAAGCCAAAAUAAAAUUUUUGUAAUC